AUUUACACUGAAAUAAGGGGAGGGUUUGAGCUUUCGUGACGCACCGGGCGUAUAAGCACUUUGUGAGUGUGUAAUUUGAACGCAUUAUUUUUUUUUUUUGCUUCAGACAGGCUUCUUCACUUCGUAUGCAGAUGUCCGUGAAUAUGGCGAUUGUUUUUGGCAAUAUACUCAUACUUGUGUUUGCGCACUUUGUAGUUUCUCAAAGACUUCAUCAUUGUGGCGAACCAACCAAAUAUCUGGACAAGCAGCUGGACAACAAAUAUCUGAACAAAUUAGUGUUCAAUGACCGGGACAAAGUGGCUUAUAAAUGUUCUCUGGGUUAUUCGCAGUCAGGUGGAAGUCGAAUAUCACACUGUAUAGGAGGAAGCUGGACACCCUUGAACAUGAACUGCCAAAAGAAGAAGUGCAAUGCGCUGGGUGAAAUAGAGAAUGGGCAAUACAGUCGAGAAGGACAGUCAUUUGGUGAUAAAGCCAUUGCUAUGUGUAAUAAAGGAUAUGUUUUGAGAGGAGAAAGAGUCCGUAUGUGUCUGGAAUAUGGUUGGAAUGGGACAGACCCCAUCUGUGAGGUGUCAAAGAUCAUCUGUUCAGCACCUGCUGUGGCAAACAGAUGGAUUAAACCUGGAGAAAGGACACAGUACACAGUCCAAGACACUGUAACCAUCACCUGCAGUGAGGGAUUUGAUCUGAUUGGCUCGUCAGUGGUCACAUGUGGACCAGAUGGCCAAUGGCUGAACUUGCCUGAGUGUCGCCCUAAAGGUCAGUUCUCAAGAGUUUUAGUUAUUCUCAAAACAUGUCCCAUUCCUGAAUUGGGAAAAAAUGGUACAGUGAAAGAGCUGAAGUCUGUUUACGUGCCGGGAGACCCCUUAUCCAUCACCUGCAAUGAGGGAUUCAUCGGAUCUGGAGAUUUCAUGUGCGACACAAACGAGAAAUGGAUCCCGAAUGAGCCGAAGUGUCGAAUGAUCAACUGUUCAGCACCUACUGUGGCAAACGGAAGGAUACAUGGAUCUAGAUUUCUGUACAAACCCAAAGACAUUGUGGGCGUCAGCUGCAGUGAGGGCUUUGAUCUGAUUGGCCCAGCACAGGUCACAUGUGGACCAGACGGCCAAUGGCAGGGCUUGCCUGAGUGUCGGCCUAAAAGGAUUUCAGCUACUGGUAAAUGUGGUCCAGCUCCAUCACACCCCAACUUUGAGCUCAGAAACGGGUCCCCCACACUAAAAGAGUACCCAUCUGGUUCUCGCAUUCGUUACAAAUGCGGUAUAGGAUACCGCAGGGCCAGAGGGAGUGACAGCAUACGCUGUCAAGGUGGCCAGUGGACAAAACUGAGGCUCCAUUGUGAACGGAAAAGAUGCGGAUCUGCUGGAGAGAUUUCCUAUGGCCACUUUGAGUACACGGGCGUGUCAUUCGGACAUUCAGCUAAAGCUGUCUGUCAAGAAGGGUAUGAGCUGGUUGGCCCACAAAUGCGGACCUGCCGAGAUGGAGGCUGGGACGGGAGGAUCCCUACGUGUGAACCUGUGCACUGUCCUCCACCUCCAGAGGUCAAGGAUGCUGAGAUGUCUGACCCCAUAUAUGACCAUGUUCCCUUCGGUCACGUGGUGUCCUAUCACUGCCGUACUGGUGCUCUGAUUGGUGCGAGAGAGAUACACUGCACACAGAAGGGCACCUGGAGCGCCCCGCCUCCUGAGUGUAAAGACAUUGCCUGUCCUCACCCACAUGUGCCACGAGGGUCAAGAAUGAGGGGAUUUAGGUCUGUCUAUAAAUUUGGGAACACAGUGGUAAUCGCCUGCGCUCCUGGUUUAAGACUUAUUGGACAGAGUUUCAUCACCUGUGGCCCAGACGGGGAGUGGAAACCAAAACUUCCAGAUUGUGAGCGACGGGACAUUAGAUUCAACUGAAAGACACAUAUAAUACAGCUGGCUGUCUUAAAGUCAUAAUGAAGCUCUUUUCUAUGCAAGCUUGUUUCUGCCACAGAAUAAAACAAUUUAAAAGAUAAUUGCGACUUUUUAUCUCACAAUUCUGACUUUUCUGACACAAUUACAAGUUAUAAAGUCAAAAUUACAAUAAAUAACUCUCAAUUGCGAGUUAUAAACUCACAAUUGCGAGAAAUAGUCAAAAUGUCUAGAUAUAAACCUGCAGAUGCAUUAUAAAGUCAGAAUUGCGUGAUAUAAACUCGCAAUUGCAAGAAAUAGUCAAAAUUGUGAUUUUCACACAACUGCAAGUUUAUAUCUCGCAAUUCUGACAUUAUAAUGCAAUUGCAAGUUUAUAUCUUGCAGUUUUGACUAUUUCUCGCAAUUCUUACUUUUUUCUCGCAAUUGCGAGUUUAAAUCUUGCCAUUCUGACAUCUUGUUUCAGAACUGUGAUAUAACUCGCAAUUGCAUGUUAAAAAGUCAGAAUUGCGAGAUAAAAAGUCACAAUUACCUUUAUAUUUUAUUCAGUGGUGGAAACAAGCUUCCAUACUUUUCUUAUAACUCUAUUAUUUAUGUAUUCUGUUAAUCUACAGCAUUAUGGAUACUAUUUUUAUAGCUUGUUUUUGUUGUUUUUUUAAUUCAGUAUAAAUUAAAAUGAGAGAACACUCAAUAUAAAGUCAGAAUUGCAAUAAAUAAACUCUCAAUUGCAAGUUAUAAAGUCAGAAAUGCGAGAAAAAGUCAGAUUUGCAAGAUACAAACUGUGAGAUAUGAACUUGCAAUUUGCAUUAUAAAGUCAAAAUUGCAAGAUAAAGUAAAGUCAGAAUGCAAUUGUAACUGCAAACUCGCAAUUCUGAGAAAAAAGUCAGAAUCGAGAUAAAAAGUCGCAAUUACCUUUUUUAUAUUUUAUUCAGUGGCGGAAACAAAUUUCCAUACUUUCCAUACCAACUGUAUUUCAUUAAAAUGUGCAGAACACUAUUUACUCAAGAGUAUUUAUUGUCAUAAAAGAAGUAUUCUGAGUGAAAAUAAAAAAUUAUUUUAUACAAAUUUAUGUAUUCUGUUAAUCUACAGCAUUAUGGGUACUAUUUUUAUAACUUGUUUUCAUGUUUUUGUUGUUUUUUAAUUCAGUAUAAAAAAACAACAGAGAUGGAAGCAAGAAACGCUUUAAUCAGCACAAAAUAGGCAUAAAGCAACAAUUGGUACAGUAACACUUUACAAUAAGCUUCUAGUUGUUAUAUUAGUUAGAUCUUCUAUUCACACUCCCUCUAAAAAUCUACAAAAUCUUAUCAAACAACUUCCACAAUGAUAAGCAGCAUGUUUGAAUAGUGCAGGUUAAGACAAACACACAAAGCCUCAGUGUCUUGAGAAUGUAGAUGUUUGCUCUUCAUUAGAUGAAGUGAAGGUCUCUCAGUGGUCUUUGACCAAGAUGUUUGCGACUCCAUGAACCUGAGUGAGCUGAGGACAGUCGAGUGUUGCUAGAAGCUUCUGUGAGCCGGACCGCUUGGGAACAAACGUCUCUGUCAGACACAUCGUGGCUCGGCCUGCGAUAUCACUGAGAAAGAAUGAGAGAUGUUAUUUUAUAUUUUUGAGCGAUGUUGUAAAUACAGUAGUGGUCAAUAGUGGUCAUCUCUCUUUAUCCUAAUAUGAAAUAUUUGUUAAAGAUUUUGUAGGCAUAUUGUAUAGCCAAUAUGUUUUAUUUGUGGUAUGUGUAAUGAAACGUGCCAAAUUGUGCCGACAGCAGGCUGUCAUACAAAGAAAUUAUGAACACAAGCAAAAACAAGAGAGAAUCAAUGAAAUAUUAAUAACCGUUGUAGUCAAUGUUUGCUUUUUCCUGUGAGCUUUUUGUAUGCAAUUAUUGUUUUUAAAUAUAAUAAAAUGAAAUAAAGCCUGUA
This is a messenger RNA of Ctenopharyngodon idella (grass carp), 3793 nucleotides long. Its product is annotated as CUB and sushi domain-containing protein 1. Lineage: Eukaryota; Metazoa; Chordata; Actinopteri; Cypriniformes; Xenocyprididae. The transcript is spliced from 12 exons. The record is from RefSeq and is a predicted model, not a curated record. Bases 126 to 1892 code for a protein of 588 amino acids.